Messenger RNA from Ochotona curzoniae (black-lipped pika), 4527 nucleotides. It is a transcript of the gene C2CD5, whose product is annotated as C2 calcium dependent domain containing 5. Lineage: Eukaryota; Metazoa; Chordata; Mammalia; Lagomorpha; Ochotonidae. Gene Ontology annotation, molecular function: calcium-dependent phospholipid binding; calcium ion binding. The record is from RefSeq and is a predicted model, not a curated record. The coding region runs from base 197 to 3424 and encodes 1075 amino acids. Gene Ontology annotation, biological process: protein localization to plasma membrane; intracellular protein transmembrane transport; positive regulation of protein targeting to membrane. The transcript has 29 exons. Gene Ontology annotation, cellular component: plasma membrane.
CCUGGAGGGGCGGUCGAGGCUCUACGGGAUGCGGACCGGGCUCGGCUUCUCUUCCCAGCUUUGCGGGGCACAAGACAGAAGAAUCCAGUAGGGCGUUUUCUUCCGCCUGCCUCUUCCGGAAUGAGACCUCAGCGCCAGCGCCAGACGGUCCCUGUUCACCCCCAAGCGAGCCCAAGGAGAGGCAGAAGUCGACAAGAUGCCCGGGAAACUGAAGGUGAAAAUCGUGGCCGGGCGCCAUUUGCCGGUGAUGGACCGUGCUAGUGACCUGACUGAUGCCUUCGUGGAGGUAAAAUUUGGUAACACCACAUUUAAGACAGAUGUGUACCUCAAGUCACUCAACCCCCAGUGGAACUCAGAAUGGUUUAAAUUUGAGGUGGAUGAUGAAGACCUGCAGGACGAACCUCUGCAGAUCACAGUUCUUGACCAUGACACCUACAGUGCCAAUGAUGCCAUUGGGAAGGUGUACAUCGACAUCGACCCUUUACUGUAUAGUGAAGCUGCAACAGUCAUCUCAGGAUGGUUUCCAAUUUAUGACACCAUACAUGGUAUCCGUGGGGAAAUCAAUGUAGUUGUUAAAGUGGAUCUCUUCAAUGAUUUAAAUCGGUUUCGACAGUCAUCGUGUGGAGUCAAAUUCUUUUGCACAACAUCUAUUCCAAAGUGCUAUAGAGCUGUGAUAAUUCAUGGAUUUGUAGAAGAACUUGUGGUGAAUGAAGACCCAGAGUAUCAGUGGAUUGAUCGAAUUCGCACACCAAGGGCCUCAAAUGAGGCAAGACAGAGACUCAUUUCUUUAAUGUCAGGUGAAUUGCAAAGGAAGAUUGGUCUGAAAGUCCUUGAAAUGAGAGGAAAUGCAGUUGUCGGGUACUUGCAGUGUUUUGAUCUGGAGGGCGAGUCUGGGUUAGUGGUACGAGCCAUAGGAACAGCGUGUACUUUGGAUAAAUUAAGUAGCCCGGCGGCAUUCCUUCCUGCAUGUAAUUCCCCAUCCAAAGAAAUGAAGGAGUCUCCGCUGGUUCAUCCUCCAAGCCAUGGAUGCCGCUCGACUCACAACAGCCCAAUUCACACUGCUACUGGCUCACGACUUACUCAGAACUUCUCUGUGUCAGUUCCCACUCUCAUCUAUACUGGAAUGGGAAGUGGUAGUGCUGGAAAAGAAGGGGGGCCGUUUAAAGCCCUGUUGAGACAACAGACUCAGUCCGCCCUGGAGCAGAGGGGAGGAUCGCCCCAUAGGUUCUGUAGAAGGCGGGAGUUUCCGUUUUUCACCCUGACGGCCUUUCCUCCUGGGUUUCUCCUUCACGUUGGAGGUGUUGUCAGCGCACGCUCGGUGAAGCUUUUGGAUCGUAUCCACAAUCCAGCCUUUGUCGGAAUUAUGGGUAACACAAGAUCUUACAAACUACUAGACUGGAAUAGUUUCAAUUCAGAUGAACCAGAAACUCGAGAUGCAUGGUGGGCAGAGAUCAGACAAGAAAUCAAAUCGCAUGCUAAAGCGUUAGGCUGUCAUGCCGUGGUGGGCUACAGUGAAUCCACUAGCAUCUGUGAAGAGGUCUGUAUUUUAUCUGCUUCUGGGACGGCGGCCGUGCUGAACCCCCGCUUUCUGCAGGAGGGCACCGUGGAGGGCUGUUUGGAACAAAGGCUUGAAGAAAAUUUGCCUGUUGGCUGUGGAUUUUGCCAUAUACCAUAUGAUGAACUGAAUAUGCCAUUUCCAGCUCAUCUCACAUAUUGCUAUAACUGCAGGAAACAAAAAGUUCCUGAUGUUCUGUUUACCACUAUAGACCUCCCAACAGAUGCAGCUGUUAUUGGAAAAGGUUGUCUCAUUCAAGCAAGAUUAUGUCGCUUAAAGAAGAAGGCACAGGCCGAAGCGAACGCCACAGCUGUCAGUAAUCUCCUGCCGUUUAUGGAGUAUGAAGUGCACACCCAGCUGAUGAACAAGCUAAAACUCAAAGGAAUGAACGCCUUGUUUGGGCUGAGAAUUCAGAUCACAGUGGGUGAAAAUAUGUUGAUGGGCUUAGCGUCUGCUACAGGUGUGUAUCUGGCAGCUCUCCCCCCACCUGGUGGCAUCCAGAUUGCUGGGAAGACUCCAAAUGAUGGCACCUAUGAGCAGCACGUCUCUCACAUGCAGAAGAAGAUCAAUGACACGAUCGCCAAGAACAAAGAGCUGUAUGAGAUCAGUCCUCCUGAGAUAUCUGAAGAGAUUAUAGGAUCACCCAUCCCAGAACCUAGACAACGCUCAAGACUUUUACGAUCUCAAUCAGAGAGUUCUGAUGAAGUUACAGAAUUAGAUCUUUCACAUGGAAAAAAGGAUGCUUUUGUUUUGGAGAUUGAUGACACGGAUGCCAUGGAGGAUGUACACUCCCUGCUGACAGAUGUCCCCCCGCCCUCAGGCUUUUACAGUUGUAAUACAGAAAUCAUGCCUGGUAUAAAUAAUUGGACAUCUGAAAUACAGAUGUUUACAUCAGUAAGAGUAAUCAGAUUAAGCAGCCUUAACCUGACUAAUCAAGCUCUCAAUAAGAACUUUAAUGAUCUCUGUGAAAAUUUGCUAAAGAGCCUGUAUUUUAAACUGCGGUCUAUGAUCCCCUGUUGCCUUUGCCAUGUAAAUUUUACGGUAUCUCUGCCUGAAGAUGAAUUAAUUCAGGUUACAGUCACAGCAGUUGCGAUAACUUUUGACAAAAACCAGGCAUUACAAACCACAAAAACACAUGCUGAAAAGUCAUUGCAAAGAGCCUCUACGGACAAUGAAGACCUUCUGCAGUUUCCACUGGAGCUCUGUUCAGAUUCACUUCCUUCGCAUCCUUUUCCACCGGCGAAAGAACACCUGGAGAGUGCAAGUUCUAACUCAGGUAUACCAGCUGCACAGAGAGCAACGUCAGUUGAUUACAGUUCCUUUGCAGACAGAUGCAGCAGCUGGAUAGAGCUCAUUAAACUGAAAGCUCAGACCAUAAGGCGCGGAUCAAUUAAGACAACUGUGACAGUUGAAAAAGCGAGUCCAAUGGCAGAAGGAAAUUUCCGGAAUCGCUCUGCCCCACCAUGUGCAAACUCCACAGUUGGGGUUGUUAAGAUGACACCACUUUCCUUCAUUCCUGGAGCAAAAAUAACUAAGUAUCUUGGGAUAAUUAACAUGUUUUUUAUUCGGGAAACCACUUCUCUUCGUGAGGAGGGAGGCGUCAGUGGUUUUCUCCAUGCGUUUAUUGCGGAGGUGUUCGCGAUGGUGAGAGCUCACGUUGCAGCGUUAGGAGGGAAUGCUGUUGUCUCCUACAUAAUGAAGCAGUGUGUUUUCAUGGAGAACCCAAAUAAAAACCAGGCACAGUGUCUUAUAAAUGUAAGUGGGGAUGCAGUGGUUUUUGUUCGUGAAUCUGACUUGGAAGUGAUACCCACUCAGCAGUCCACUGCCAACUGCCAGCCCUUAUGUACCGGAGGAGAAGUUACAACUUGAAGAAAAUUAGAAGGAAUGAGCUGAACUAAGCAAAAUUCAUCUCUCUCCACUGUUCUGUCCUUAGUAUCAACACAUUUUUUUUAAAGUUUGAGUUUAAUUUGAGGUGAUUAAGAAAGAACAGACACUUCACGAAUAGAUGUGAUCUGUCUGGAAUCUCUUGAAGGGCUGAGAAUGUCCUAAUCCUUAGACGGGCUCCAUGGAAUCCUGACCUGGCGCUAAGUAAGGCAGAUUUCUAAGAGAACUAUAACAAAAAUGUCGGAAGUUACUAGUAAUUUAUUCUGAUUUUAAGAAAAUCAUAAUUUAGAAUGUAAAGAUUGCCAGGAAGCAAAAGAAUGAUCCUAGUAUAAUUUGGAAAAAUAAAUCGAAGCCUUGCCAAUUAGUAGAUUGUCUGAUAAGAAGUGUGUGGGAACAGUUGUGAAGAGGUUUCAGAAAUCCACUGUGACUUUGCUGAUGUGUUUUGUUCUGAUGGGGAAUUUUGUAACUGCUGAGGGGAAAGUACACGUGGUGUUGUUGACAAAAAAGCUAAAACUCUGCAGUUAACAUUCCUGAGUACAAUAAGAGAAAGCAGUUUUAUAGAAAGCAAUUUUCAGAGCUGGAGUCCUUUUACUGACUAAGAAGGAGGGAAUGUAUGAUUUCAUACUGGUCACAUCUGAGUUAAUGUUUAAUUUGUCCAGAAGAUGACAGUUGCUUAAACUGCGAAGCAAACGUCAACAAGUUUUCUUGAAGAAAUGAAAAUACAGUAGGAGUGUAAAAUCGUUUUCUAAUAAAAUUAUGUUAAACUCCCAAACGAACAGAAAGCUGGUAAGAAUCUGAGGAUUUUCAGUGGUUAGCUUGUAUUGGCAUAGGACCUGGAGAUAUAACUUGAAUGUAAAUAUCCUGCAAGUUGUUGAAUGUACGCAUAGAAAUGCUUUUUCUGUCAAUGCCAAAUGCCUGUUGUAAAUGAGCUGUAAAAAUGAACAUUCCUCCUUUGCAUAAUAAAAGUAUAAAAAUCAUUUUCUUCCCCCCAGGACAAGUUGUCCUAAAUAUUAAGUCAUUUUCUUGUUAUCACAGGUGUCAAUAUUUUUCUGUAUUUUGUUUAUAAUUUUAUUUUUUAAUAAAAAAUU